GGAUAUCUGCGCGGGACCGAGGGGCCUCGCGGGGCUCGGAGGGGUCGUGCCGCUGUGAUUUCCAGGCCUACAAGGGCCACGAUGAGCCCUGCAGCGCUGUUUUGAUUUAAAGCCCGCGCAUUCCUGGAGUGCCUACAACGGGCAGGGGCUGACCAGGGGCUUGGAUCCUUCCUUUUAUUUUAGGUUUAUUUGUUUAUGUAUUUUAUACAUACGGGUGUUUUGUCUGCACACCAGAAGAGGGCAUUGGAUCCUAUAGGACUACAGUUAGAUUGUUGUGAGCUGGGGAUUGAACUCAGGACCUUUGGAAGGCCAGCCAGAGCUCCUACCUGCUGAGCCAUCUAUCCCAGUAUGGCCUGGAUUCUAUUAGCCUGGAGUUAAUUUCACAAAGGUCGAAUGCAAGUAUGAAGUCUAGCCUUGACCACAUGUAUCUCAGGGUCGCCCUUUGCUUUUAAAUGUAAUUUGGAGUAUGAGACACAUUGUUUUUUGCUUUUUAAGAAAAAAAAAAAUGCACCUAGUCCAAGUUGGUUUAAGCGUUGCGUGGGAGAAUGCUCUCGAUGUUCUCAUCUUUCUGCCUCCACCUCCUGAGUGCUGGGUUUAUAGGCAUGCACCUCCACACCUGGUUUAUGAUCCUGGGGUCGAUCCCGAGGCUUCAUACACCCUUGUACAUGAAUGUCCACUGAGCUGCCGUGUCAGCCCAGUAAAGUUAUGGCUGUUGGUGACUGUAGGUAGAUCUGCCAGGCUUCCCCUUACUGUCCCUUUAAUGUUUUGUCGUGGAUAGUGAAGCUCAGAUUAUACUGUAUUUCAGCAUGUUUAUCUGUCCUCUUAGUCCAUGACUUACUGAAAGCCUAUCUUACAUUUUAUUCAUUUUGGAGUUAUUCCCCCAGCAAGAGACUGAUAUGGAAGGGACUUAUAACUAUUUUAAGAAUAAACAACAGCCGGUGGUAGGCUAGUGGACAAUGUGGUUCUUCCUAUGGAGAAGAACCUUAAAAUGACGUUUGCAAGAAAAGACGUUUCUUAGAUGUGUAGGCUGGCAGGGUGCUGCCGCCAGACCUGAUGGCUGACCUGAGAUCGAUCCUCAGAGCCUUGACAGAAGAAGAGGAAGGAGAAGAAAAAGAGGAGGAAGGAGAACAACAACACCAACCACCAGCUCUCACAUGUGUAUGUACUGUGGCCGCUCUCCCCAGUGACGGUGUCAUGGCUGUGUCCCAGACAUUUCCACCAGGGCCUACCCAUGAGCCUACAGGUGGCUUGAUGGAGCCUCUGCCUUGCACUCGAAGCUUGGCUGAUGGCUUCCUGGAGGAGGAGCUCUGGCUCAAUGCAGAGCUGAGCCAGCUGCAGUUUCCAGAGCCUGUGGGUGUCAUUUACAACCCAGUGGACUAUGCUUGGGAGCCACACCGGAACUACGUCACUCGCUACUGCCAAGGCCCCAAGGAAGUGCUCUUCCUGGGCAUGAACCCAGGACCCUUUGGCAUGGCCCAGACCGGGGUUCCUUUUGGGGAAGUGAAUGUGGUCCGGGACUGGUUGGGCGUUGGGGGCCCCGUGCUGACCCCUCCCCAGGAGCACCCUAAGCGGCCAGUGUUGGGACUGGAGUGCCCACAGUCAGAGGUGAGCGGAGCCCGAUUCUGGGGCUUCUUCCGGACCCUCUGUGGACAGCCCCAGGUCUUCUUCCGGCACUGCUUUGUCCACAACCUGUGUCCUCUGCUCUUCUUGGCUCCCAGCGGACGAAACGUUACCCCAGCGGAGCUACCGGCCAAGCAGCGGGAGCAGCUCCUGGCAGUCUGCGAGGCGGCCCUCUCCCGGCAGGUGCAGCUGCUAGGCGUGCGGCUGGUAGUGGGAGUGGGCCGGCUGGCCGAGCAGCGGGCUCGGAGAGCCCUGGCAGGGCUGGCCCCAGAGGUGCAGGUGGAGGGGCUCCUGCACCCCUCCCCUCGGAGCGCACAGGCCAACAAGGGUUGGGAGGCAGCAGCCAGGGAAAAACUCCAAGAGUUGGGGCUGCUUCCUCUGCUAACGGAUGAAUGCCAGGGCCAAGCCUAGCCGUAGUGUAGACCCCAGUCAGUCAUGCUGGGCCCCGAUGCAGGGCUCUCAGCCUCUGGACUGUCCUCUAAUGGUCAGGCAGACUGAUCCCUGGCUGGGCAGCUCUCCUGCUGUCUUCCUCCCUCCGAAGUGCCUCCGCAGAGGGUGGGCCUGUGUGUUCCCGCCACGUCAUUUCUUGGGAGCCUCUGUGUGCGGGUCCUAGGUAGGGCUGUCUGAGGUCAUGUUUGCAGUUUUGGAGGAAAGAUCAUUUAAUUUUAAUCUUUCCAUUUUUGGGGCUUUGUUUUUGGCACUGCUCUCUAACGCUGAUCUACCUCAGCCUUUUUUACACUAAUUGUACAUAUUAGUGGGUUCAGCGCGCCGUUUUCACAGAUGUAGUCAGUGAACACCGAUCCACACUUCCCCUCCCCCAGCCAGAGAGCACUCUUCCCAGGGUCCCUCCUCUGGCAGAAUCCUGUCCUCUCAGGGACCAGGACAGACAUCAUGCUGAGAAUGAACUCCUUAGCCAAGCAUCCUGCGUGUCCUUGUAAUCUCAGCACUAAGAGGCAGGAGGAUGAGGAGUUCAAGGCCAUCUUCAGCUACAAUGGAGGCCAGCCUGCAAUACAUUAUGCUCUGUCUCAAAAGUAAGUAAGUAAAUAAGGAACAAAAAGACCCGAAGCUGGAUCUCAGGAGACUUCUCUGUGGUAGACUAGGAAAGAUCUAGAUUUUCAUCCUUUGUGUGUGUGUGUGUGUGUGUGUGUGUUUUAAUCCUAUAAGGCCUAUGAGUUUUUAAAUUUUUUUAUUUUAUUAUUUUUUAAUAGGGUUUCUCUGUGUAGCCCUCAUUGUCCUGGAACUCACUCUGCAGACCAGGUUGGCCUCAAACCCAGAACUUC
This is a messenger RNA of Psammomys obesus (fat sand rat), 2900 nucleotides long. It is a transcript of the gene Smug1, whose product is annotated as single-strand-selective monofunctional uracil-DNA glycosylase 1. The record is from RefSeq and is a predicted model, not a curated record. Gene Ontology annotation, biological process: base-excision repair. The transcript is spliced from 3 exons. NCBI's taxonomy places the organism in Eukaryota, Metazoa, Chordata, Mammalia, Rodentia, Muridae. The coding region runs from base 1054 to 2031 and encodes 325 amino acids. Gene Ontology annotation, molecular function: oxidized pyrimidine nucleobase lesion DNA N-glycosylase activity; single-strand selective uracil DNA N-glycosylase activity.